Phycomyces blakesleeanus NRRL 1555(-) is the source of this 2859-nucleotide messenger RNA. RefSeq lists its product as hypothetical. The record is from RefSeq and is a predicted model, not a curated record. Gene Ontology annotation, molecular function: 3'-5'-RNA exonuclease activity; RNA binding. Gene Ontology annotation, cellular component: exosome (RNase complex); P-body. Lineage: Eukaryota; Fungi; Mucoromycota; Mucoromycetes; Mucorales; Phycomycetaceae. Gene Ontology annotation, biological process: mRNA catabolic process. The coding region runs from base 1 to 2859 and encodes 952 amino acids. The transcript is spliced from 2 exons.
AUGUCAAUGCUGCGCACAACCAAGCAUGGAAUAAGAUCUCUUGUAAACACUACACACAAACGAUCCCUUCUCCGUCUUUUACCUAAUCAACACCGUUGUCGCCUUCAAUUAACAGCAGCUGUCAAUCAACAAUGCCUACACACCACUCCAACCUUGAGAAAUGAACAACUGAAUCCUGCUCUCAUUGCCGAUUCUCAAUUCAUGGUUCCUGAACUGUCAUUCCCACCCGAAGAACAGGCACUGUCUACUAUACCUGCACCAGCUGAAAUCAGUCUAGGAGAUUAUGUAGAGGUGUUUAGUAAUCACCAGUAUAGUGGAAUUGUAGUCGGACGCAAGAAAAUGGCCGGUAGACUACAGAAACUAUCUGUAUUAUUACGAAACGGAAAAAUCGUCGACCUCCGUAGUGAUGGGGUUGCAUUUACAAUCCCGGGAUUUGUGGAGUCUUCGGAUGUCCUUCCGCACGUCAGGAAACCGGCCGUGGUUGACAGAACUGCUGACUCUCUCGAGGCUGCCUUACCUCCUGAUUACGCCCGAGCUGUCACAGGAUACCAGCGCACGAUUCGACAGCUCAAGGCCAUGUCUCACAGACACCUGGAUAAUGUCUAUCAUCACUUCCUAAAAGACGUUUCAAAGGACCAGGAGCGCGUCGUGUCGCUCAAAGACAUGGCCCGCUUUGCGUUUUCCCAGGACCAACCGACACAUGCCCAGUUGCACGCCACCUUUCUCCACAUCGUUUCGGACAAUGUGCACUUUAUCCCGACCCCUCACGUACGUCGGUCUGGCCAAUGGACUCUUCGGGCCCAGGACAAGGCAGAACACAUCGAGCAGUUGAUCGGCUGGAUUAGAAUGCGAAACGAAGCUUACACUGGGUUCCUGGAACGCACAAAGCAAUUGAUCUCAUUCGUCCAUCAGAAUGCAAAUCCAGACGGAACCUUGCCCCAAAAAGACUGCAAAAGAGUUGCUGCAUCGGAUUAUGCAGGAUCAUUUACCGACACAGACAAGAUGUUUGUAAACUUUGUGGUCGACUGGAUCAAAUCGCCAAAAAUCAUUUUGGCCUCACCGCACGAGAUUUUUGUGCCUACGAUCCUAAAGUCCCUCAAAUGCUAUGACACAAUCUUGGUCGAUCGUUCGCUGGCCGUCAGGUUCCUCAAGGACAUCGGUAUGCUAAAACCCUGGGAUAAUGUAGGGCUUUUGGAAGAUGCAGGUCUGAUGGAGGAUUACGUGUGGUCCAAGAAAUCAAAACAGACCGAACAAAAGAUGGCCCGCUACACCGACGCUUUCCUGAACAACCGGGCUGACGAUAUGAGUGCCAUGGGAUUUGCAGUAACCGACAGCUGCGACUCGAUCCGACAUGACUUUGGUGAUCUUCUGGUCUACACCAUCGACGACCCGUCAGCAAAGGAAAUCGAUGACGGUAUUUCGAUUGAGCACACCAGAACAGCAGAUGGCCAUCAGACUUGGUUGCACGUUCACAUUGCAGAUCCAACAGCAUACAUAUCACCACACAAUGAGAUUGCUCAACUGAUGAAGGAGCGCGUCCAAACGCUCUAUCUUCCCGAAAAACACUUUCCUAUGCUUCCAGAAGAACUGUCUUCAAAGAAAUUCAGUCUGGGUAUUUCAGCACACGCGGCCCCUAACCGCAAUGGAUCCCAGUAUGCGAUGUCCUUUAGUACCCGGGUGGACUCCAAUGGAGAUCUGGUCGAUUGGAAGGUUCGGCCCAGUGUGGUCAAGAAUGUUGUCAAGCUCCACUAUGACAAUGUAGACCUUCUUCUCAACCCUCUUUCUCUUCUUUCUUCGUCUCCUGAGAAUGAUCCUCUGAAUGGUUUGGAUUUAGACAAGAAUCUUACCACGCUGUCGCUGGACAAGGCCAAGAUAAAAAGCCAAGACCAAUCCAAGACCAAUAGGCUCGAGUCAAUUCCAGAAUCAGCCAAACAAGAUAUCAUCGAUCUAUUCCACCUUACAAACAAACAUUCUCUGAUGCGCAAACGUAACGGGUCGCUAGUGUUCAAUAAACCGAGCCCUCAGAUAUCCAUCACCCCUUCUCCACUGCCGCUUCCUGUCACCCACUUUACGAACCCAGACUACGGCACCGUUUUGCCUGACAUCCAGCUCAAGCUCGACCGGUCCAGCCUGUCGCCUGCACGUAUGCUGGUGGCCGAGGCAAUGAUUAUGGCUGGUCGAACUGUGAGCCAGUACGGACGUGCGCAUGGGUUACCUUUACCUUUCCGUACUCAGCAGUGGGAUCCAAACCCGAGUACGUCUGAUCUGGCGAUCAGAAACGAGCUUCUGGAAGUCUCUCGUAACACGACUAACGGUAGUAUUCCAAUGCACACUCUGAUUAGCGCCCUGGGAAUCAUACCUCCGUCGACAAUCACCACAACCCCAGGUUUACCUCAUGUCGGUAUGGGAAUCCUGGACGGCUACUGCCGUGCCACAUCGCCCUUGCGGCGGUACCUGGAUAUGGUUGUGCACUGGCAACUAAAAGCCCACGUGCUUGGAGAAUCAAAGGUGCCUUUUGGACUUGGCCAGCUCAACACGAUGCUGCCGCCGAUUGAGAUGAGGGAAAAACAGCUGGCGAUUUUACAGCAGAGAAGCACACAGACCUGGGUGAUUGAACUGCUGAAGCGACUGGAGUAUGAGGGAUCAAGGACAUGGAAUUACAUGGUUCAGUUUGGAAACAUGACCACGUUUUCUGAACUCGGCAGUGCGAUGGAGGUGGCGAAUGGAACGGUGAUGGAGUUGGGUAUUCAGGGACGUCUGGUCAAGCUUGACAGAACAGUUCAUCCAGGUGAAGUGGUCAAGGUGAAGAUUGUCAGUAUGGAUUCAAGACUUGGCAGAGUCAAUUUGAUGCUUGUUUAG